Molecule: messenger RNA, 2370 nt
Organism: Alosa alosa (allis shad)
Lineage: Eukaryota; Metazoa; Chordata; Actinopteri; Clupeiformes; Clupeidae
Gene: mef2ca
Product: myocyte enhancer factor 2ca
Exons: 10
Coding region: 570-2093 (507 amino acids)
Biological process (GO): positive regulation of transcription by RNA polymerase II; heart development; cell differentiation
Molecular function (GO): protein dimerization activity; DNA-binding transcription factor activity, RNA polymerase II-specific; histone deacetylase binding
Source: RefSeq, a predicted model, not a curated record
ACACUGCCCGGGACCGUGCGUCUGAAAACUAGAGAAGUACCAAACCACACGCACGGGACACGUUACCGGGCCGAUUCUACACCCUUCGCCGUGUCAAACCGCCGAGGUCAAGAUCGGCCAUUCAGCCGAAUAUUGCAAUCGUUGUCACCUCAGAAGUCGUGAGCUUUUUUGAUAAUUCACUCGCGUUACAGUUGGUUACCUGCGAGCUCGUCUGUAGUUGCUUUGGAUUAUAAAAAAGUGGGGGUUUGUCCUUUACGCGUGAGAAGUGUCCACCGCUGCCAAUUCAGGUGGACACGCAAAGCCCUUCGCAGCCAAUGUUCUUCGGAGGACUAAGCACACUGAAGUGUUAUGAAGAGCGGAUGCUGGAGUAAUUGAAUUGGGAGAAGCAAGCUGAGUGAAGAAAAGAAGACUGCCUUGAGGAUUUGAGAGAGGGAGAAGAGAGAGAAGAGAGAGAAGAGAGAGAAGAGAGAGAAGAGAGAGAAGAGAGAAAGAAAGAAGAGAGAGAAAAAGAGAGACAAAGGAAGAGACGAAGAGUUCUUUUGGGAAGAGGGAGAACCAACAGAGGAACCAUGGGGAGGAAAAAGAUUCAGAUUGCACGGAUUAUGGACGAACGUAACAGACAGGUGACGUUCACCAAGCGCAAGUUUGGCCUGAUGAAGAAGGCGUACGAGCUGAGCGUGUUGUGUGACUGCGAGAUCGCCCUCAUCAUCUUCAACAGCACCAACAAGCUGUUCCAGUACGCCAGCACGGACAUGGACAAGGUGCUGCUCAAGUACACCGAGUACAACGAGCCGCACGAGAGCAGGACCAACUCCGACAUCGUGGAGACUCUGCGGAAGAAGGGCCUAAAUGGAUGCGACAGCCCCGACAUUGACGCCGAUGACUCCGGCCACAGCCCCGAGUCCGAGGAUAAGUACCGCAAGAUCAACGAGGACAUCGACCUGAUGAUCAGCAGACAGAGGCUGUGUGCCAUCCCCCCCUCAAACUAUGACAUGCCAGUGUCCAUCCCCGGCAACCCCAACAGCCUGCUGUACAGCCACCCUGGGAGUUCACUGGGCAGCCCCAACCUGCUGCCCCUGGCUCACUCCUCCCUGCAGCGCAACAGCAUGUCCCCGGGGGCCACACACAGACCCCCCAGCGCUGGGAACACAGGUGGCCUGAUGGGUGCGGACAUGACCGGUGGUGUGGGCAGCGCUGGUAACGGCUAUGGUAACCACCGUAACUCCCCUGGUCUGCUGGUCUCUCCAGGAAGUAUGAGCAAAGGGAUGCAGGCCAAGUCUCCGCCCCCGAUGAGCAUGAACAUGAGCAGUCGCAAGCCAGACCUGCGCGUACUCAUCCCCCCAGGGUCUAAAAACACCAUGCCUUCCAUUAAUCAGAGAAUAAACAACUCCCAGUCUGCCCAAUCAUUGGCAACCCCUGUGGUCUCCGUAGCAACCCCAACACUGCCAGGGCAAGGGAUGGGAGGAUAUCCGUCUGCCAUAUCCACCUCCUAUGGUACAGAGUAUUAUCUGACCAGUGCUGACCUGUGCUCUCUAUCGCCCCCUGUAGAGUACUCUCUGACCAGUGCUGACCUGUCCUCGCUGUCGGGCUUCAGUGGCUCAGGCUCUCUGCACCUGGGCUCCAUGAGUGGCUGGCAGCAGCAGCACCUGCAGAGCAUGCAGCACUCCUCCAUGGCUCACCUGGGAAAUUGCACUAGUACUCACUUAUGUCCGAGCUCAAACCUGUCCCUGCCCUCUGCCCAGAGCCUGCACAUCAAGUCCGAACCUGUUUCUCCUCCUAGAGACCGAGUGGGGCAUCAGCAAGGGGGCUACGGCAGCGCACAGCAGCUCCCUCCCCCCCAGCAGCAGCAGCAGCAGCAGCAGCCCAAUCACCACCAGGCCCAAUCCCAGCAUGCCGCGGGGCGCCAGGAGGCGGGCCGUUCCCCGGGCGACAGCCUGAGCAGCUGUGGCAGCUCGUACGAGGGCAGCGACCGCGAAGAGCAGCAGCAGCGCAGCGACUUCCACUCGCCACUGGGGGCGCUGCGGCCCCCGCAGGAGGAACACGAGAGCCCGUCCGUCAAACGCGUGCGCCUGUCCGAGGGAUGGGCCUCCUGAUUGCCACGCCAACGAUUGCCACUGCCACUUUCGCAAGAAUCCUACCACUCCCCUCCCCAAAUCCUAAAUCCCAUCCCCCCUCCCCCAAAGAUCCCAAGUUCCUCAUACCCCACCCCUACCAAUCUCCUCAGGGAGGGCUUCAUAUCUGAAAUGUAACUUUAGUAUUAUUAUUAUUAUUAUUAUUAUUAAUAUUAUUAUUAUUUUUCUCUGCAGAGUGCGAGUGCUAUUGUGUAUUAAAGUGGUAUAUAUGUUGCAGGGCGGGAAAGAAGGUUUUGAA